AUGGAGUUGGAACCACCAAGGACGGUCAAGGAGGUCCAAAGUUUAAAUGGGAAGAUCGCAGCACUGAACAGGUUCGUCUCAAGGGCAACAGAUAGGUGUUUGCCAUUCUUCCGAACUCUGAGAAAGUCAUUUGAAUGGACGGAUGAAUGCCAAACGGCUUUCAACGACUUAAAGACGUAUCUAUCGUCUCUACCGCUGCUCAGUCCGUCCAUACACGGAGAGGAACUCUAUCUUUAUUUGGCAGUCUCGAGUGCCGCUGUAAGCGUAGCUUUGGUAAGGGAGGAGGACGGUAUACAGAAACCCAUCUACUUUACUAGCCGCGCGCUCUGUGGAGCAGAAGAUAGGUACCCUCAGUUGGAAAAGUUGGCUUUCGCGUUGGUAAUUGCUGCUUGGAGGCUUAAGCCAUACUUCCAGGUGCAUACAAUCAUUGUCCUAACAGACAAGCCGCUGAGAAGAGCCAUGCAUAGCCCAGAAGCAGCAGGAAGGAUGGCCUUGUGGGCAAUAGAGCUAAGCAAAUUCGACAUCCAGUACCGCCCGCGGACGGCCAUAAAAGGACAGGCAGUAGCUGACUUCAUCACUGAGUUCACACUCGGGGAGGACCAGAGGGUAAAAAAGAAGGAACAGUGGAGUAUCCACACGGAAGGAUCCUCAAACAGACGAGCCGGAGGAGCCGGAGUAGUGAUUAAAACUCCGCAGGGGGACACGAUACAGUGCAUGAUCCGACUGGAUUUCCCAACAACUAACAACGAGGCAGAGUAUGAAGCCCUGGUUGCAGGGCUAGACCUUGCGAGGGCCGCGGGUGCAAAAAGCAUAAUUGUCCACUGCGAUUCACAAGAGGUCACAAGUCAGAUCAAUGGCAGCUAUGAGUGCAAGAACGAUAGAAUGAAGAGAUAUCUGGAAGAAGUGAGGUACCGAAUCAACAGCCUCGAUGUCGAAUUCAUUCAGGCCUCGAGGGAAGAGAACAAAUGGGCUGACCAACUAGCAAAAGCUGCAUCAGCCGAAUUCAUGUUGGUUCCCGAACAGGUAUUAUCAUUCGUCCAAAUAUCUUCACUUAUCGAUGACGGGACAAAUAUGCAGGUAGUGAACUCUGAACACAACUGGACCACGCCAUUAAUCUCCUACCUAAGGGACGGGGUGUUACCAGAGGAAAAGGGCGCCGCAAGGAAGCUGAAGGUCUAG
Molecule: messenger RNA, 1179 nt
Organism: Quercus lobata
Lineage: Eukaryota; Viridiplantae; Streptophyta; Magnoliopsida; Fagales; Fagaceae
Exons: 1
Coding region: 1-1179 (392 amino acids)
Molecular function (GO): RNA-DNA hybrid ribonuclease activity; nucleic acid binding
Source: RefSeq, a predicted model, not a curated record